Molecule: messenger RNA, 2524 nt
Organism: Phytophthora nicotianae INRA-310
Lineage: Eukaryota; Oomycota; Peronosporomycetes; Peronosporales; Peronosporaceae
Exons: 1
Coding region: 19-1314 (431 amino acids)
Source: RefSeq, a predicted model, not a curated record
CCAGAUUCAAUUGCUAAAAUGUCGGAGCGGAAGCGCCGUCGCGUGGACCAAGAUGCUCGCCGUCUCGAGCUGUGUGCGGAUGACUUGCGCGAAUUAGGCUCCGCCAUUGGGUCCUGUCUGUUCCGCGCGCCAUCGACACACGUAUCAGUACCAUUGCAGGCUCCCAGUUCGUCUUCUAAGCCUCGCAAGACCGUCUCAAAGUCGCCAUCCAGCCCGUCCCGGUCACUCUACUCGCUGGUCUCUAGCGCAGCCUACGCGACGAAAACGAACGUCUCCGGGCAACAGGACACGUGGCAAGCGACUCUUUCUCGAUUCGCUCUCGAGAUCGCCGAGAAAAACGGGUCUAAAGAGGCGAUCGAGCGCUGCGACCGGCUCAAGCGGCGAUUUGAGGCCCUGUCCGACACCGUUCGCUUGUGUCAGGAGAAGGUGAGAGCAACGGGAAGCGAAUUGACACUACAGAACCGAGUGGAGAGUCAACUGGCUCAGGAGGAGACCGCGUGGGAGCAGCAGAUGCAGACGAGAGAGCAGCGCGUGGCCGAACGGGAGGUGGAACUGCAAGCUCUGAAGGAAGAGAACGAGGCAGACGCGGCCGCACAGGAGGAAAACGGGAACUCAGAGGAGGAGGAGCAGGACGAAGAAGAAGAACAAGUGGAGAUAACUGAGCUACAAGAAGCUGUAGCUCUCCGUGCAGAGGAGAAGAGAGACAUCGAGGCAGCUAUUGACUCGUUACAAAGGAAAAAGACGCGACGGCAAGCCGUGAUCGCUGAGGAGAAGAAGAAGAAAGAAGCGGAGAGUGUGGACGUGGAGGCAGACGCCGCUGCAGCAGCUAGAGAACAGGUGUUAAGAGAGUUGAGAGAGGAGAAAGAUGCGCUGCAAAGAGAGAUCAUAGCAGCCGAAGAGACAGAAGAGAACUUGGACGAGAACGUUCGGGACUUGCCGGCGCUGAAGGAGGAACUGGCAGAGGCCAAGAAGGAGAGAGCAGAAGUGCAAGCUCAAGUGGAUUCACUGCGGCUGGAGCUGGCCAGACGCAAACGGAAGAUGAGACACAUGGUCGACGUGCAGCUCUUGACUGCGAGAGACACCAACCCACCGACUUUACGGGAAGAAGCAGUGCUGCUGCAUUUGCUGUACGAACACGAAGGUGAGAUGGGAGUGAACGAGUUAAAGCAGGAAGCCAGUACAGUACUCAAAGACCACGGCAAACCCAACGGCAACGGCGUGGUCAUUCGCGCGCUGUACUCGCUGGUAGCCAACGGCGUGGUGCAGAUUGAUCGCUCGUACGGCAACGGACUGGUAACGUCGCUGCUGGUCUAGACACGAUAACCAAGACGCAAUAUGUACACGUCCAUUCCAGCAACUUACUAGGUAUCAACUCUCACCUGUGCUGCUUAAUUUUCUGUUCACACGUCCAGGUGCACUUUUUCCAGCGCUUCUGGCUCGGGCAAAGUUUCAUCCGGAAAGGCCUUGCGGAUGAGCUCAACUGACGCGAGAACUUGACCAUGCAACGUCUCUCCGUCGUCUCCAUUGAACACCACAGACAGCCACUUGGGCUUCGGCUGUUGCGGACGUUCGUUCUGCUUGAGUUCUUGAGACGUACACACCGUCACGCUGUUAUUACUACCAGCAUCCGACAGCUUGAUAGCUGCUGUGCCGAUGUACUCAGACGGACUCUCGUUCCUCACAUGGAUCAACACGUGCGGCGCGUACUGCAGAUCCGGUAGAUUCACGUCCAUACAGAACGUCUGCGCCCAAAUCGGACACGUAGAAGGCUCCUGUUCCUUAGCAGUCUCCGUCUUGUGGCAGCCGUCCCAGCAUUGAACUGUAGCGCUCGCGACGAUCGUCUUGGUGCUGUCAUGCAGCGACACCAAGUUCCUGGCUUCAUGGAGACGCACACGCACCUGGUACGGCUUGUGGCGGUUCACGCACUCGAUCAUCGUCUUCUGGUCCCACGACUGCGCCGUGGCUGUCUCGAUGGCGCCAAAACCGAGACGUACCAUCACUUUACCGGUAAAUUCCUCGCGUGGCUUGGCCUUAUUCACCGCACGAUCUCCAACCAAAGGGAUCCACUCCGUCUCGCGUUCAAACUGCGAGAUCAGCAGUUCUUUCGCACUGAAACGUUUGUAGCAAAUGGCUACACGGUUGUCGUCAUCUUUUUCGCACAAGUACAAGAACACGUCCGGUACUUGGUUGAUAUCCACGGGGAAGAGCAUCUUGUCGCUCUCCUCCGUCUCGUUCCACUUGAUACUUCCAUUCACAGCGCUCUUCCUCGUGGACGCGAUCUGACGGAGGCCACAGGACAGCACGAGCGACAAUUUCGGCUUCCCAGUCGCCACAGCAGACGGCAAUCCGAUCGCCUGCACAAAGUGAGCUCGCAUACGAUACACGCAGCUCUCCGGGAAGCUCUCGAUCGGCAGUUUAGGAGCCAAACGUUUCUGGUGUUUCGCUUCGUACGUGUCCGACGACUUGGCUCGGAUACGCAGCGUCAACAGCACACGGCCACGAUACGCAGACGCCAGAUUCCCAU